Molecule: messenger RNA, 2661 nt
Organism: Phyllostomus hastatus (greater spear-nosed bat)
Lineage: Eukaryota; Metazoa; Chordata; Mammalia; Chiroptera; Phyllostomidae
Gene: ZFP14
Product: ZFP14 zinc finger protein
Exons: 4
Coding region: 305-1807 (500 amino acids)
Biological process (GO): regulation of transcription by RNA polymerase II
Molecular function (GO): DNA-binding transcription factor activity, RNA polymerase II-specific; RNA polymerase II cis-regulatory region sequence-specific DNA binding
Source: RefSeq, a predicted model, not a curated record
CGGGCCUUCGCACAUUUGUGAACCGUGUUGCAGUCAUUAUGGAGUUUGUGAUGGUAACUGGGCCCUGGGAGUCCUGAUGCGUCCUCUGCCCUUUCGCGUAAGGACCGCACAGAUCCAGUGGCCCAGAAUGGCUCUGUGAUAAAUGUAUGAACCCCAGAGUGAAGGCCGCCUUCAAAAAGAUGCAGUCCUGAGAUCAACGCAGAUCGCAGAACCAUAGCUUAAGUAGGGCUUCCUCCCAAGAUUUGUCUUAUCUGGACUUUGCAGUUCUCUAACAGGAAUCUUGAGGACUGACCAGUUUGAAACCAUGGCCCAUGAUUCAGUGACAUUUGGGGAUGUAGCCAUAGACUUCUCACAGGAAGAAUGGGAAUUUCUGGACGCAGCUCAGAGGGACUUAUAUAGGAAUGUAAUGUGGGAGAAUUAUAGCAACUUUAUUUCACUAGAUUUGGAGUCCAGAUACAAGACCAAUACUUUAUCCCCAGGAAAGGAUAUUUAUGAAACAUAUUUAUUCCAGUGGGAGAUAAUGGAAACAACUAAAAGCUAUUGCCUUCAGGACUCCAUUAUUAGAAAUUAUUGGAAAUGCAAAAGUAAGUUUGAGAGGCAAAUGGAACCACAAGAAGGAUAUUUGGGGCAAAUGAAAAAUACUUCUGAAAAAAUAACAACUUACAAAAAGCAAAAUUUUCUUGCUGAAUAUCAGAGAGUUCAUAAUGGAGAAAAGUCAUAUGAAUGUAAGGAAUGUACGAAGACCUUUAUUCGUCGUUCAACACUUAGUCAACACCUGAGAAUUCAUACUGGUGAGAAACCUUAUAAAUGUAAGGAAUGUGGGCAGGCUUUUAGACAGCGUGCACACCUUAUUCGACAUCACAAACUUCAUACUGGUGAGAAACCUUAUGAAUGUAAGGAAUGUGGGAAGGCAUUUACAGUGCUCCAAGAACUUACUCAACAUCAGAGACUUCAUACUGGUGAAAAGCCCUAUGAAUGUAAGGAAUGUGGAAAGGCCUUUAGAGUACAUCAGCAACUUGCCAGGCAUCAAAGAAUUCACACUGGUGAGAAACCCUAUGAAUGUAAGGCAUGUGGGAAGACUUUUAGGCAGUGUACACACCUUACUCGACAUCAGAGACUUCAUACUGCUGAGAAGCUCUAUAAAUGUAAGGAAUGUGGGAAAGCCUUUGUAUGCAGUCCAGACCUUAGAGUACACCAGAAAAUUCAUUUUGGUGAGAAGCCUUAUGAAUGUAAGGAAUGUGGAAAGACUUUUAGAAUAUGCCAACAACUUACUGUCCAUCAAAGUAUUCAUACUGGUGAGAAACCCUAUGAAUGUAAGGAAUGUGGAAAGACUUUUAGAUUAAGACAACAACUUGUUCGCCAUCAGAGAAUUCAUACUCGGGAGAAACCUUAUGAAUGUGUGGAAUGUUGGAAGACCUUUAGUAGUUACUCACAACUUAUUUCACAUCAGAGUAUUCAUAUUGGUGAGAGACCUUACGAAUGUGAAGAAUGUGGGAAGGCCUUUAGAUUGCUCUCACAACUUACUCAACAUCAGAGUAUUCAUACUGGUGAGAAACCCUAUGAAUGUAAGGAGUGUAGAAAACCAUUUAGACUGCUCUCACAACUUACUCAACAUCAGAGUAUUCAUACUGGUGAGAAACCUUAUGAUUGUAAGGAAUGUGGUAAGGCUUUUAGACUUUAUUCGUUUCUUACUCAACACCAGAGAAUUCAUACAGGUGAGAAACCCUACAAAUGUAAGGAAUGUAAGAAGGCCUUUAGACAACAUUCACACCUUACUCAACAUCAGAAAAUUCAUAAUGGAAUUUAGUAGAAGAAAGCCUUGAAAUGUAUAGACCAUCAGAAAAUUCAUUUUUGAGAAUUUUUUUAUGCUCACAUCUAAGCAUAAGAAAUUUCAUAUUACAGAAAAAUGUUGCUUUAAAAGCCUUCCUUCACCAUGCAGACAUCAUCUUUAGCAAAUAUAUGUCAGAGAAUAAUACAAUGAAUGUAAUAAAAAUCUUUAGCUUUAUCAUUAUCUCCAUUUCACCACUUUAUUACCAGUGUGUUACUGGACAAGGUACUUAAACUUCUGUGCCUCAUUGUGUUCACUCAUAAAUUGGUGGUAAUGUACCUGUGUACAUUAUUUAUUGCUAUGUAAUACAUUACCACAACUUAAUUACUAGCUUAAAAUAAUACAUAUAUAUUAUUUCACAAUUUCUAUGAGUUGGAAGUCUGGGUAUAAUUUAGUUGGGUCUUCUGCUUCAGGGUCUCUCACAGGCUAAAAUCAAAGUUUUAGAUGGGGCUGAGUCUCAUCUGAAGGCUCAGCUGGAGAAGGGAUCCACUUCCAACCUCACAUGGUUGUUGGGUGAAUUUAGUUUCUUGUGUGAAUUUAGUUUCUUGUGAUAACAUUGAGGUCCUCACUUUCUGACUGUUGGCUAGAAGCUGAACUCAGUUCUUUGCCUCAUGGGCCUCUUCAACAUGCUGCUUACUUCAUCAAAAUAUGCAAGCCAAGAAGGCAGUAGAGUUUGCUAGAAUCAUAAAAGUUAUAAUCUUGUGUAGUCUAGUCACUGAAUAUUAGGUUGGCCAAAAAGUUUGUUUUUUUCUAUAAGGUGGCUCUAGUAGCUCUUAGUUGUCUUUAACUUCAUUCAAAACAAUUUUGUUAGAUGGUGUUGUGACAGCUGUCAU